Molecule: messenger RNA, 8254 nt
Organism: Callithrix jacchus (white-tufted-ear marmoset)
Lineage: Eukaryota; Metazoa; Chordata; Mammalia; Primates; Cebidae
Gene: TRPC4
Product: transient receptor potential cation channel subfamily C member 4
Biological process (GO): calcium ion transmembrane transport; regulation of cytosolic calcium ion concentration
Cellular component (GO): plasma membrane; cation channel complex
Molecular function (GO): protein binding; store-operated calcium channel activity; inositol 1,4,5 trisphosphate binding
Source: RefSeq, a predicted model, not a curated record
AUUUAUUCAUUGCGACUGUUUCGAUUGUUGACACUAGUGGCAAGCCGCAUCCUCCAGCUCUUGCAGGGGAAGUCUGACACCUUGAGGACAGGAAAGAGGGUGCCAGGCGCCAAGAGAAACCGGAGUGGGAGAAGCUUUGAGAGUUGCAGGGGUCUACUUUUUUCCAGUCGGGCGGCUGGCCGCAUGGGAGCUUGUUUACCGGGCUGGGAGCAGGGCAUUCAUUCAAAAGCUGGGUGUCAGAGCGCACUGAAGACCAACACGCCUGCAUAGCUCUCCCGAAGCCUGGAGGUGUGUCUGGCUUGCAUCCAGGACCACAGGGUGGAUUCUCGCCACCGACUUGGCUGGAUGACGGCUGGCUGGUGGUGAGCUCCCCUACCCACUGGCUGACCUCAAGCAGUUGGCCCGGUAGGUGGAAGCUCUUCGAGGGUAGCCGAGCCGGGGACCGAGCGUUAGCUCUUGCCCGCGCGCGGGUCCCCUCCACCUCCAAGCAGUGUGGUGCGUGGGACGCGCAUCUUCCCGGACUAUCCCUUUCCAGCGAGGUCUGUGCGGACCCCGAGCCAGGCAGCCGCUGGGGACGGAGGGCGGGCUGCCUUUCUCUGGGCUCAUCCGCUGUCAGCCGUGGGAACUCUUAACUUUAUCCAGAGGGAUCUGCCCGGGCGGGGGUGGGAGAGGUUCUCCUCCCCUGGCGUUCACCUCCCCCUCCCGGCCCACCCCUCCCCCGCCUCCCAUGGCUUCGCUUUCAGAGCAUCCUCACUCCGCCCAGUUCGGUGCCAGCUGCGUGGGCUCCAGCUUCAUGCGUUUUCCUUGGAAUGCUCCAAAACUCGGCAGCGACUAAGGGAAUUCCACCGGAAUUUGCCGGGCGUGCUCUUACCCCGCACAGCACCCGCGCGGUCCAUCCUCGGAUCCCAUCACUUCAGCCCGAAGAUUGCAACUUUGCAGAGACAAAGAAAUAGCAUGGCAUGAAACAUGGCUCAAUUCUAUUACAAAAGAAAUGUUAAUGCUCCCUAUAGAGAUCGCAUUCCACUAAGGAUAGUAAGAGCAGAAUCCGAACUCUCACCAUCAGAGAAAGCCUACUUGAAUGCUGUGGAAAAGGGAGAUUAUGCCAGUGUCAAGAAAUCGCUAGAGGAAGCUGAAAUUUAUUUUAAAAUCAAUAUUAAUUGCAUUGAUCCUCUCGGAAGAACUGCUCUCCUCAUUGCCAUUGAAAAUGAGAACUUGGAGCUCAUCGAACUACUCUUGAGCUUCAAUGUGUAUGUUGGAGAUGCUCUGUUACAUGCUAUCAGAAAAGAAGUCGUCGGAGCUGUUGAGCUGUUGUUGAACCACAAAAAACCUAGUGGAGAAAAACAGGUGCCUCCUAUACUCCUUGAUAAGCAGUUCUCUGAAUUCACUCCAGACAUUACACCAAUCAUUUUGGCAGCCCAUACAAAUAAUUAUGAGAUAAUAAAACUCUUGGUUCAGAAAGGGGUCUCAGUGCCUCGACCCCAUGAAGUCCGCUGUAACUGUGUGGAAUGUGUGUCCAGUUCAGAUGUGGACAGCCUCCGUCACUCACGCUCCAGACUCAACAUCUACAAGGCCUUGGCCAGCCCCUCUCUCAUUGCACUGUCAAGUGAAGAUCCUUUUCUCACAGCCUUUCAGUUAAGCUGGGAGCUGCAGGAACUGAGCAAGGUGGAAAAUGAAUUCAAGUCAGAGUAUGAAGAGCUGUCACGGCAGUGCAAACAAUUUGCUAAGGACCUACUGGAUCAGACGAGAAGUUCCAGAGAACUGGAAAUCAUUCUUAAUUACCGAGAUGACAAUAGUCUGAUAGAAGAACAAAGUGGAAAUGAUCUUGCAAGACUAAAAUUGGCCAUUAAAUACCGUCAAAAAGAGUUUGUUGCCCAGCCCAAUUGUCAACAACUGCUGGCAUCUCGCUGGUACGAUGAGUUUCCAGGCUGGAGGAGAAGACACUGGGCAGUGAAGAUGGUGACAUGUUUCAUCAUCGGACUGCUUUUUCCCGUCUUCUCUGUGUGCUACCUGAUAGCUCCCAAAAGCCCACUGGGACUGUUCAUCAGAAAGCCAUUUAUCAAGUUUAUCUGCCACACAGCCUCCUAUCUGACUUUUUUGUUCCUGCUGCUGCUUGCCUCUCAGCACAUCGACAGGUCAGACUUGAACAGGCAAGGUCCACCACCAACCAUCGUCGAGUGGAUGAUAUUACCGUGGGUCCUGGGUUUCAUAUGGGGAGAAAUUAAACAGAUGUGGGAUGGCGGACUUCAGGAUUACAUCCAUGAUUGGUGGAAUCUAAUGGACUUUGUAAUGAACUCCUUAUAUUUAGCAACAAUCUCCUUGAAAAUCGUUGCAUUUGUAAAGUACAGUGCCCUUAAUCCACGAGAAUCAUGGGACAUGUGGCAUCCCACUCUGGUGGCAGAGGCUUUAUUUGCUAUUGCAAACAUCUUCAGUUCUCUGCGUCUGAUCUCAUUGUUUACUGCAAAUUCUCACCUGGGACCUCUGCAAAUAUCUCUGGGAAGAAUGCUCCUGGACAUUUUGAAGUUUCUAUUCAUAUACUGCCUUGUGUUGCUAGCAUUUGCAAAUGGCCUGAAUCAGUUGUACUUCUAUUAUGAAGAAACCAAAGGGUUAACCUGCAAAGGCAUACGAUGUGAAAAGCAGAACAAUGCAUUUUCGACGUUAUUUGAGACACUCCAGUCCCUGUUUUGGUCAAUAUUUGGGCUCAUCAAUUUAUAUGUGACCAAUGUUAAAGCACAGCAUGAAUUUACUGAGUUUGUUGGUGCCACCAUGUUUGGGACAUAUAAUGUCAUCUCUCUGGUUGUUCUACUCAACAUGUUAAUAGCUAUGAUGAAUAAUUCUUACCAACUGAUUGCUGACCAUGCAGAUAUAGAAUGGAAAUUUGCACGAACAAAGCUUUGGAUGAGUUAUUUUGAAGAAGGAGGUACCCUGCCUACUCCCUUCAAUGUCAUCCCAAGCCCCAAGUCUCUCUGGUACCUGAUCAAAUGGAUCUGGACACACUUGUGCAAGAAAAAGAUGAGAAGAAAGCCAGAAAGUUUUGGAACAAUAGGGAGGCGAGCUGCUGAUAAUUUAAGAAGACAUCACCAAUACCAAGAAGUUAUGAGGAACCUCGUGAAGCGCUACGUUGCUGCAAUGAUUAGAGAUGCUAAAACUGAAGAAGGCCUGACCGAAGAGAACUUUAAGGAACUAAAGCAAGACAUUUCCAGUUUCCGCUUUGAAGUUCUGGGAUUACUAAGAGGAAGCAAACUUUCCACGAUACAAUCUGCAAAUGCCUCGAAGGAGUCUUCAAAUUCGGCAGACUCAGAUGAAAAGAGUGAUAACGAAGGUAAUAGCAAGGACAAGAAAAAGAAUUUCAGCCUUUUUGAUUUAACCACCCUGAUUCAUCCGAGAUCAGCAGCAAUUGCCUCUGAAAGACAUAACAUAAGCAAUGGCUCUGCCCUGGUGGUGCAGGAGCCACACAGGGAGAAGCAGAGAAAAGUGAAUUUUGUGACCGAUAUCAAAAACUUUGGUUUAUUUCAUAGACGAUCAAAACAAAAUGCUGCUGAGCAAAAUGCAAACCAAAUCUUCUCUGUUUCAGAAGAAGUUGCUCGCCAACAGGCUGCAGGACCACUUGAGAGAAAUAUUCAACUGGAAUCUCGAGGAUUAGCUUCACGGGGUGACCUGAGCAUUCCUGGUCUCAGUGAACAGUGUGUGUUAGUAGACCAUAGAGAAAGGAAUACGGACACACUGGGGUUACAGGUAGGCAAGAGAGUGUGUCCUUUCAAGUCAGAGAAGGUGGUGGUGGAGGACACGGUUCCUAUAAUACCAAAGGAGAAACAUGCAAAAGAAGAGGACUCUAGUGUAGACUCUGAUCUAAACCUCCCGGACACAGUCACCCACGAAGAUUAUGUGACAACAAGAUUGUGAUACAUAAGGGAGGAAGCGUUUACCAUACACAUACGUAUUUUCUGUAGUGCUCUGGAUGAGGAAAAACGUUUAAAAUUAAAUUAGCAAAUGCUGACUUACACUUUAUAACGUUUAUCAAUUGUGGCAUAUUAACCUGUAAUGUUUAAAUAAGGCAAAGGCAAUCAAAAACCUUUUUGUUUUGUAGCCUGCUUUUGCUUUCACAAUUUGUUUUACAAUUGUUUUUGUUAAUAAAUAAACGCACCUUGUAUUCUUGUACUGUUGCAAUAACCCUCAGAAAAAUUUUAGCUAUCUUUUUCAAUUAAAACAAAGGCAAUUUAUUUCAUGUGGUAGCUGACUCCUAAAAUAGGUAUUUUUAUAUGCAAAAACCAAUGUGGCUGAAAUAUUAAUAGCUUUUCAUAAUUUUUUAGAGUCUCUAGAGAGGGUUACUCACCAAGGACUUUUCACCUAGUCCUACAGUUUGGCUUUAAAACACAAAUAUUACCAAAUGAUUUCUUAAGGACGUGUAAAUAAGUAAUAUACACAAUUAAAGCAAGAAAGUCUUCUCAUGGGUUCAUGUCUAAACCCCCUCAACGUCAGAAAUACUUUGCAGAGUUUUCGGUUUCCAGGGUUUCCUUUCAGUAAGUAAAAGAAGUGUUUGUCUUAAUACAUUCUGAUGAUUGAUGAUUUUUAAGGACAACUCGUCAGAAAAAAAAACUCGCUUCUCUAGUUUUUUAAAAUUAGCUAUUUCAGAUUCAACUGCUUAUCAGUAUAAAUAUGAGUCUUUAUGAAUAACUGAUUUUCAAAAAUAUGGCAAAAUUUCUGUUAUAGAAAAAAGAAACUAUAAUAUUGUAAGCAUCUUAAACAAGCAAGAUGAUUGCAUACUAAUAAUAUCCAAAUGAAGGUGAAUUUCUUCUAACAAUCUAAAUAGAAGUAAACUUGAAUUCCAGUACUUUCAAUCAAUGCAAUGUUGUAAUCAAUUCAAAAGAAGUAUAAAAACCUAUGUAUCUCCUUUUUUCAUCAAUAAUUGGUAUGCAUUUCUUUAAAAUUAAAAUCACUCAAAAAUGUAUUAUUAAUUUUGUCAGCAGAUAUAGAUACAUUUUGCCUAUAGGAACCACAUUCUUAUUUUUUGUUUCUUUUUUCUAUUGUUUGCAAGGCAUUUAGCUUAUUAUAAUUCACUGAACUAUUAUAAGGAAAGUGUUCACAAUUUACAAAAAAUUGGUACUAGAAACUUAAAAUUUAAAUUACAUUGCUCAUGUCCAUUUAAGCCACUGUAGAAAGUUUCUUCACCACUUACAAUUAGCAUUUAUUUCAAAUAAAUAGAAAAAUGCUGAGUUCAUUUUAUUUCAAAAUUACUCUGUGAACCUCAGAAAUUGCAUACGAUUUUUUACUGGCCCCAAACAGCAUAAUAUUAUGGCACUCGGUUUCUGAUUAUCAAAGGUCCAAAAUAAGGAAUUAACAGCAACAGCAAUGCCAGUUUUCGUUCUAUUCCUAUACACCUAUUAACAUAUAGAUACUGCUCUUAACAACACUCUGAAGUAGCUCCUGCUCUUAUCCCCAUUUACAGGUGAUAAAACUGAGACCAGCUCUAACUGGCUAAGGUAACAUAGCUAGUGAUGGAGCUGUGAUGUGUCCAUCAGAGCCAUUCCCUUCACCACUGCAUUGUACUGCCUUUCAGAACACAAAACACCAAGUCAUAAAAUACACACAUACAGGGGUCACCACAGCCGCUUCUGAAGUCCUAGCCAUGAGAGAGAAUGAGUUUGGUAAGCUUCAUAGGUGUCCCUUCUUGAAAUGCAAGAGAAAUGUGCAAAAUAUAAAAUGUGCUGUUUGAGGUCUGUAAGUGAGUACUUCAAGGGUUUUUAUUUCUAUUCAUAUUUCUAUCCACAGAAAUUUCUAAAUGCUACAGAGAAGUUUGAAAUCACCUUCAUUUACAUAAAUAAUGUUUCUGUUUUUCAUGCCCUCUUAAUCCUAAAAAAUCUAUUUUUCUUAAAUUUUGUCCCUGAGUUGGGUGAAGGAGUGUGUUGAAAAUUCAGUUUAAUAGACUAGCAGGUAAGUUUAAAACACUUUGUUAAUCACAGAUAUAUUUCAGAAGCCCCAUUUAUAAGAAAGUAUGCUAUAAAGAUACACCUCAUCAUUUGUAAUAAAGGUUUUCCUUAAAAUUUCUGUGGAAAUAAAUGUAUAUUAAUUUCAGUAAGGAAAUUGGCUAUAUUUUUUUAAAUGGUGGUGAAUUAUCUUGUAAAAUGAAGUAAUUUUUCAAAGUGCUAAACAUCCUCAGAACGAAUCUCUUUCGUGAGCUGGGUAUUUGUGUAUCAAAUAUUCUUAAAUUAGUUACUCCAUUUACUGGGAGGCAAUUAAACUAAUGCAAAAACAUACUCACUUUCUUCCUUGACAGAGACAAAAACUUGAAAUACUUUAGUGAUCAAACAAACUGAUGAAAAGUCAAGGAUAGUAGACUUACCAUACUAUUCUCAAAGAAGCAGAGUCAAAUUUCUAGCAAACAUGGAGGAAAUAGAAGUAACAAUGGCAUAGGAAAAUCUUUUUCUAACAUUUGAUAAUCCUUCGUAACUCUGGGAUUUAGUUGAGUAAAUGACCAUCUAGUCUCACGGCUCUUUAUUGAAGAGCAGCCACCAAGUUUUGAAAUCCGUCCAUUCGUAGGCCUUUUGCAUUGUAUUUUUAGCUGUCUUUGAUGGUCCAUACAGCUGUCUUCCAUACUCAGUGUCCUUAAAACUCAACCUAGGCCGGGCGUGGUGGCUCACGCCUAUAAUCCCAGCACUUUGGGAGGCCGAGGCAGGUGGAUUACGAGGUCAAGAGAUCGAGACCAUCCUGGUCAACAAGGUGAAACCCUGUCUCUACUAAAAAUACAAAAAUUAGCUGGGCAUGGUGGUGCGUGCCUGUAGUCCCAGCUACUCGGGAGGCUGAGGCAGGAGAAUUGCUUGAACCCAGAAGGCGGAGGUUGUGGUGAGCCGAGAUCGUGCCAUUGCACUCCAGCCUGGGUAACAAGAGUGAAACUCCGUCUCAAAAAAAAAAAAAAAAAGAAAAGAAAACUCAACCUAGCAAGAACCAUCCAUUAUGGACCUAUAAAUAUGCUUACAAUGACUCAGAUUUCAGAAGACCAGAACUCUGAAUAUACUUCACCAUUCUGAAAAUUAUUUAUUCUGUUUUUUAUUAUAUAUAUUUUUCUUUCCUUGUAUUAUCCAAAAUUUGGACCUAAAACUAAACGUAGAAUUUAGAAAUUUAAUAUUGCUGGCAUUCCUCUUAAAGUCAACUUCAAAACCAUUAUUCCAAUAAUUUUACAAUGUCUGAAAAGGCAUUUUAUUCAUACAGUGUUAUCACACACCUUUCAAAAUUUAAAUUUUCGAACCAUGUUAAAUAAGUUCACCAUAGAUAACUGGGGAAAGUAAAGCUCAGGGGAUUUAUGGAAAUUAUCUCAAUUUACCCAGGUAUUUGGUGGUCAAAUUGGGUCUUAUAAUCCUCCUCAUCUAGAUAUCUGGAUGAGACAUCACAUUACAAAUGCCUUCAUUACUGACUUUAUUUGGGAAACACUUUGUCUUCUUUGUCCUUGUGGAAGUUGUCCAAACAUUCAAGUUAAAAUUCAGAAUUAAUACCAUAUUAUAUUUUGUUUUUCUACAAAGUUGUGUUGAGAAUUUUUUAAAAGCUGAUUUCUUACUGCUUUCAGAGAAUACACUGUUCAUUUUCCCUGAAAGUGUAGAUUUUAUAACCUAUAUGCAUAUUGGUAAUAAUAAACUAUAUUAAAUAAUAUCAAAACUUCUCAACUGAAAAGCGAUAGAGACGAGCAAUAUAAAGCUGAACUAAGAUUGGGACAAUGGGACCAAGCCUGGGUACAGCCACACCGUUACGAGGCUGACAGCAAAGAUCUCUCUGGAAGUGACAUUCACCAGUAGCAAAACCAUUAAUUUCCUUUUGAGCUGCACUGUUCAAUAAGGUAGCUCCUAACCACAUACGGCUGUUGAUCACUUGUAAGAUCUGAAUUAAGAUGUGCUGUAAGUAUAAAACAUACACCAGAUUUCUAAGACAGUAUGAAAAUAAUGUAAACUAGCUCAUGAAUAUUUUAUAUUGGCUACAUAUUGAACUGAUAGUAUUUAGGAAGUGUUGAUUUAAAACAUACUAAGUCAAUGAGUUUUAUGUUUCUUUUUCCUUUUUCAAUGUGGCUACCAGAAAAUUGAAAAAUGUGUAUGUGGCUUGCAUUUGUGCCUUGCAAUAUAUAUCUGUUGGACAGUGCUGCUCAGGAACAUCUGUAUUUGUUUCAGUCAACUCAUGUAUUUCCAUCAUCUGAAUUACAAAGGUAGAAAAUUCUGUAUUUAAUUACUCAAAAAAACUCUAUGUAGCUCUACUAAAGUCUGCAAUCUCUCCUUGA